UUAACAACAACAAACUUGUCUACAAAAAUUUUAAACACUUAAAGAAGAUGGAUAAUUAUUAUACUGCUGCUACAACAACAAGAAGUACACUUUGGGACCCUAUUGAACAGUACAUGGUUGAUGAUGAAGGCAACGAUGAUUUGGUCUCAAACGAGAAUUUGUUCCUUGGUGUGGAGGGUGGUAAAGAAGAAGAUGAGGUUCGGACAUGGAAGAGGUACAAAGGAGUGAGGCGUAGGGCACAUGGAAAGUUUGCUGCAGAGAUAAAGGAGCCAAGCAAAGAUGGUAGGAUUUGGCUUGGAAGUUAUGACACUGAAGAGGAAGCUGCUUUGGCUUAUGACAAUGCAGCUUUCAAGAUUAGAGGCUCCAAAGCCAGACUCAAUUUUCCUCAUCUCAUUCAACCAACUACCCAGAUCAUCAUUCAUCCUCCUCCUCCUUCAUCAUCAUCUCCUUCUCAAGGAUCAAGGAAAAGGAAGGGACUAGCUGCUUUGCUUAAUAAAUUGGCUCAUGAAAGAAAUAGAGUUUGAAGCUGUAUUUUUUCUCCAUAUAAAAAAAUAAAUUUCAUUUUGUUAUAGUUUAGAUAUAACCUUUGAUAAUAUGUUUUUUAAAAAAAAGUUAGUUCAUAACAAGUAGAUUUUGAUUUUGGUUGUUGUAAUUCUGUUUUUCAUUUCUCAAAAAAUACUAAAUUAUAGUUUUUGAUUUUAAUUGUUAUUAUUAGGAAUGUGAACAAAGCACUGGUAUGAGUAGUAACUCGUCUAGCUAACAUAAAUAUAA
This is a messenger RNA of Cajanus cajan (pigeon pea), 771 nucleotides long. Its product is annotated as ethylene-responsive transcription factor RAP2-3. Gene Ontology annotation, biological process: regulation of DNA-templated transcription. Gene Ontology annotation, cellular component: nucleus. NCBI's taxonomy places the organism in Eukaryota, Viridiplantae, Streptophyta, Magnoliopsida, Fabales, Fabaceae. The record is from RefSeq and is a predicted model, not a curated record. Gene Ontology annotation, molecular function: sequence-specific DNA binding; DNA-binding transcription factor activity.